GUGCUGGACUUGCUGAAGACUUCGAAGACAGGAACCAUGACCAUCCCUCCAUUCCACACUCGUCCUGCAACUCCCCGGGAUGUCGAUGCUAUACUGCGCCUGAUCACCGAUCUUGCUAUCUACGAGAAAGAACCCGAUGCUGUCAAAACUACCCCAGAGCUUUUGCGCAAGAACCUUUUCGAAACUCCGUUUGCCUACGCGUUGUUAGCCAUCACUGGGACUUCGGAGGCACCAGGGAACGCCAUAGGUCUGGCCUUGUACUUUUUCAGCUAUUCGACAUGGACUGGUCGCCCGAGUUUAUUCCUGGAGGAUCUGUUUGUGACGCCCGAAUAUAGGAAUCUUGGCGUUGGGAAGGCGCUUUUUGGAGAGCUCGGAAAAAUUGCAAAGGAAAAGAAUUGUGCGAGGUUGGAUUGGUCCGUCCUCAAGUGGAAUCAACCCUCGAUCGAUUUUUAUGAGAAGAAACUUGGAGCGAAACCCAUGUCGGAAUGGAUGGGCAUGAGGCUUGAAGAAGAGGGCAUAGACGAUCUGUCGAAAUUCGUGCUAGAAGCUAAACCUUCAAACACAGCUGCUUGAUGGGGUCCUUGAGGCUGUAGAAGGGAAUUCAGUGCCAAGUCCUGUAUUAUUACCUACCAAGUACAUCAGAAAGAAACAAAUGAGCGGAAUUUGAAA
This is a messenger RNA of Marasmius oreades (fairy-ring Marasmius), 669 nucleotides long. RefSeq lists its product as uncharacterized. Lineage: Eukaryota; Fungi; Basidiomycota; Agaricomycetes; Agaricales; Marasmiaceae. Gene Ontology annotation, molecular function: N-acetyltransferase activity. The transcript is spliced from 7 exons. Gene Ontology annotation, biological process: protein acetylation. The record is from RefSeq and is a predicted model, not a curated record. Bases 37 to 573 code for a protein of 178 amino acids.